CCGAAAACGUUUUAGUUAUUUGAUGCUACCUGUAAAACGAAUUAAAUCAAUUUGUCUUCCAAUUAAGUAGAACAGCCUAUACAUCUGCGCGAGAUAAUAAUCCAAGUUCAAGGCGCACCGAGCUGGGGUACAAGAUUCCACCCGCUAGGCGCCCGCCACCAUUCCACCGCGGAUGCUAGGACGAACCUCAUCCUGCCAAAAAGAACAUCCAGCGAACACUGGCCAAAAAUAAAAUUUCAUAGAUACUGGCCGCUAAGAAAAAAAUCUCACACAGACUGGCCGUUAAGAAAAUUGUCAGUGAUACGAUACUGGCCAUCGAGAAAAAGUGACUGCAUAAAGUGGAACAUUCAACCUUGCUGUGUCCGUGGGAAAAAUGUUGCUAAUUUGGACAUUAACUUUAGUUUGUGCAGCAUCAUGCUCAGACCGGUUCACCUUACCCGAGCUGCCUCCUGGCGAGGCUCCAGACCGUAUCCUCAAGUUCAUGGAGGACACGUACAAGACCGGCCGAGGCAAGUCCGCCUCAGAAGCGAGAGAGCCUCUGCUCCUCACUCCGCUGAUUGAGCAGAACAAAUUAGAAGAGGCUAGAGAGGCGGCGAAGGUCGACUCUGACUAUAUUCUGCCUGAUAUGGACAGCUAUGCUGGGUAUUUGACGGUGAACAAAGAGUACAACGCGAACCUCUGGUUCUGGUAUUUCCCAGUCACCGAUAAGAAGGUGGAAGACACUCCGUGGAUCAUCUGGCUGCAGGGUGGCCCUGGUGUAUCCUCGUUGUAUGGGCUGUUCACUGAGAUUGGGCCGUUUGUCGUCAAUGAAGAUGGCAAUUUGGAAGAACUAAAGCAUUCUUGGGGCAAGAACCACUCGCUGCUGUUCAUCGACAACCCUGUGGGCACCGGCUUCAGUUUUACUUCCGAUGAUCGAGGAUAUGCCACUAAUCAAACUACUAUCGGUGAGAACUUGUACACAGCACUGCAGCAGUUCUUGACAAUGUUCCCCGAACUUAGGAAGGCACCACUGACGAUCGCCGGUGAAUCCUACGCUGGCAAACACAUCCCGUCCAUCGGCAUACAGAUCCUGUGGAACAGGGAGAGAGACCAGCAAGACCAGCCUAUCAAUCUGCAGGGUCUAGCCAUAGGUAACGGCUUCAUCGAUCCCCUAUCCCUGCAACGCUACAGCUACUUCGUGCGAGAGAUCGGACUAGUUGACGACAAUGUCGCAGACUCCAUGCGACACUUGGAGUUGGCCGUCACUCAGUUCAUUAACAACGGGCAGAUGGUCAAAGCUUAUGCGUACUACAACUACCUCCUAACCACAUUCCUCCGUGAGUCCCACCUGGACAACCUCUACAACUUCCUAGAAACCGACAUCGGUCUCGGCGGCCCCCACAUCGAAUACCUCGAGCGCACUGAAGUUAGGCGCGCUCUGCACGUGGGCAGUACGAACUUCACGUCGGUCGGCGUGGUGUACAGGAAGCUGGUACCUGACUUCAUGAACAGCGCCAGGGUGUGGCUUGAGGAGCUGCUCGAGAACUACCGGGUCAUGCUUUAUAAUGGGCAUCUUGACAUCAUCGUGGCGUACCACCCGUCGGUGAACACGUACAACGCUCUCAACUUCUCCGGUACGAAAACCUUCAAGACAGCAAAGCGCAAUCCUUGGUAUCAUGACGAUAAACUAGCUGGAUACGUAAAAAUGGCGGGCAACCUGACGGAAGUGAUGGUCCUCGGUGCAGGACACAUGGUGCCCGCGGACAAGCCGGCGCCGGCCCUCGGUCUGAUCUCGGCCUUCGCCCGCGGCCUGUCUCUAGAUGAAGACACGGGGAACCUUGUCAAUGUAGAUAGGAAGUCUUUGCGGACCCGAAGACUCCCAGCGCAAUAGUCAUAUAGAAAUUUCUGUGGCUCAACCUCGUAUAGUUAAGUAUAUUAAAAAAAAUAAUGGGCUUACUCAUGGCUUACAUGACUCGAGUCGAGGCGAAAACGUAGCUUACGAUGGAGCGAGCUCGCCCAGAAGGCGCCUGUUCACCCUUCAUUCGUAUGACUCAACUCAACCCCGUAUCACAGAUCAGUCUGAGUACUAAAGCGAUUAUAACAUACGAGUUUGAGUGCUAAGGCUGGGAUAACUAACUGCAACGGGUUGAAUCACAGUCAUCGAUCCGAUAUCGAAUCUAAUCGGUUGUGAAAGUGUUAAUGAAUCAAGAUGAAAGACGUUUCGUGUCGUAUCGUUACAGAUCGAUAUUUUUCAAUAAAAUACGUAAGUUUAC
Leguminivora glycinivorella is the source of this 2252-nucleotide messenger RNA. RefSeq names its product venom serine carboxypeptidase-like. The record is from RefSeq and is a predicted model, not a curated record. The transcript is spliced from 10 exons. Gene Ontology annotation, molecular function: serine-type carboxypeptidase activity. Gene Ontology annotation, biological process: proteolysis. The coding region runs from base 374 to 1870 and encodes 498 amino acids. Lineage: Eukaryota; Metazoa; Arthropoda; Insecta; Lepidoptera; Tortricidae.